AUGAGAGUUACUUCUCAUGGGUUCACCGGAUCCUCAGAUGUAAAUCAGGUUUGUGCCAUUAUAUCAUGUCAGAAUGAUGGAAAGUUCUUGCAGAGAGCUUAUCAAAGAUUAGAAGGAGCAGAAAACAAUGCGCAUUGCUUCCGUCAUUAUUCACGAACACGACAGAUGUCGCCUAUAAAUACAUUAACAGUUAGUAAUGCAGCUGCCUCAGAUCGUAGGCACACAUGGGUUCAAACCCAUCCACGGUCAAAAUCAUCAGUUCGAGAAGAUAAUUGUGCUGAAAGCUUUGAAGUAAGGUUCGGAAUCAAGGAUUUUACUAUUGUGUUGGAAGAUUUAAUGAAAUCCAGGGCAAUCAAAGAAAGGCGAAAAUUCAAAUUUGUCGAGCAAAGCGAUUACGGGCAACAUUUGAAAUCAGCAAUAAUUAGUGGAUCGGAUUUAGAUCAGAAUCAUGGAUUCAUUGUUGAUGAGAAUGAUUGCAAUAAAACUGUCCUUAAAGCGGUGCAAGAAUGUUUGCCCAUGAAGGGACCUUCGCCGUUAAGCAUUACGCGAGGUGAACAAACACUUAUGAAAUCCACGCAAACAGUACAGAAAAGGCGACAAAAAAGGUCACCAUUACAACUUUGCAGAGAGAGGGAAGCACCGCUAUAUCAUCUCAUUUCUUGGAAGCAUGGGCAGAAUUGUUUAUCAUCGCCGGAUAUAUUUAAAAAGGAUUUUUUGAACGUGAAAUCCAAAGUCACUUCUACCAACGAGUUGGAUCCUCACAAUUUGAAUUCCGCACUGCCAUCCGAAGAAUGCUCGUCAUUAUCGGUAACGUCUCGUGCAGUACAGGAACAAAGUUCUGAUGAUGAACAGGAACCAAUGAUAGAUGUUGGCAUGGAUGAGAAUGGAAUGUAUGAAGUGGAACGUAUCCUUGCUAGGAAAAAAUUGCAGAAUGGCACGUGGCUUUAUUACAUCAAGUGGGCUGGAUGGCCUUACAAGCGAAGUUCGUGGCAAGCUCGAAAUACCUUUGGGAAUAUGUCCGAGGCGAUACAGGAAUUUUAUGCUCGGGAAAGGGCGCUUUCAGUUGUAGUACGUCGUGAACAACAAUGGUCACAAUUGAAGGAAAUAUCACAAUUACACAGUCUCAUCCGGUGGGAAAAUGAAAUUAAUACUAUCUUGCAAGCAAAGGGACAACAAAUCUUGUAUAUUCAUAACGACGUCGAUUAUGCGAGACGCAGACGUAAUUUCACGUAUAUCACGGCAAACAAAUGGUCAGCUGAAGCAAAAGCAUGCAUGAAUAUGUCGAACUACACACCUAUAAGAUGCACCUGCCCAGCGGAGAAAUGUGGUGGUGGAAAAAACUGCUGCCCAAUGAUCGAGAAAUCGAAAUUUUUUUACACAAAACGUCGGCAAAUUCGUUCAUGCUUCUAUAAAUCAUCAGGUGAAUAUGUUAUUGUUGAAUGUUACGGUUGCCGAUGCUCCAGUGAUUGUCCAACAAAAGUAAUUCAGAAUGGACGUCGUUAUAAAGUGGCAAUAGUUCGUACGGAAACUCGCGGUUGGGGUGUUUUUACGUUGGAAGAUAUACCAUCAAAUGUAUUUGUUAUGGAAUAUAUUGGAGAAGUGCUAACCAUCACUGAGGGUGAUUCUCGUCGUGAUAGCACAUAUCAAUUUGAGUUGAAUGGUUACAGUGAAAUAAAGUAUCUGAUUGAUGCAAAAUACUAUGGAAAUGAAGCUGCUUUUGUCAAUCAUUCUUGUGAUCCGAAUUUAGUUGCUGUUCGUGUACGAGUUGAACGAUUCGACCAAUCAUUCCAUCGAAUUGGACUUUUUAGCAUGUGCCGGAUUUCACGAGGACAAGAGCUAACACUGAACUACUUCGGUGAGAAAUGGGGACCAGAAACGAUGUUAACGUCAGAGGAGGGAACUGUGGAGUGCUCUUGCGGUGCCUUGAACUGUAUGCGAUAUUGGCCAGAACUUGCUGGGAAUACUGUUGACAAUGGUCUCAGCGAUGAGGAUAACAAGGAAAAUAGUUCCUCUAAUUGGAGCAGUGAGUACGUUUAG
Loa loa (African eye worm) is the source of this 2037-nucleotide messenger RNA. RefSeq lists its product as hypothetical. Gene Ontology annotation, molecular function: protein binding. Bases 1 to 2037 code for a protein of 678 amino acids. The transcript has 10 exons. NCBI's taxonomy places the organism in Eukaryota, Metazoa, Nematoda, Chromadorea, Rhabditida, Onchocercidae. The record is from RefSeq and is a predicted model, not a curated record.